Messenger RNA from Sitophilus oryzae (rice weevil), 391 nucleotides. Its product is annotated as lysosomal alpha-mannosidase-like. Gene Ontology annotation, biological process: mannose metabolic process. The annotation marks the transcript as partial. The record is from RefSeq and is a predicted model, not a curated record. The transcript has 4 exons. Gene Ontology annotation, cellular component: lysosome. Gene Ontology annotation, molecular function: alpha-mannosidase activity. NCBI's taxonomy places the organism in Eukaryota, Metazoa, Arthropoda, Insecta, Coleoptera, Curculionidae.
AGACUAAAAUCAGCGUUUCGUCUCUUAUUAAAUAGAUUAACGAUUAUAAUCUCUAUACAUAUACACAGUUGUAUUUCCUGUAUGAACUUUUGGAUUUCAGUAUGAAUUUCAGGCAAACACUAGUGGUAGUGUUUUAUCUUUUUAUUGGUGCAACGAGUUUACCUUGGUUCAAUAAAAAUAUCAAAGAAGUGAAAUGUGGAUAUAAGUCCUGCAAUCCUGUGAAAGAUGGUUUCAUUAAUGUCCAUAUUGUCCCACAUACCCACGAUGACGUAGGUUGGCUCAAAACAGUUGAUCAAUAUUACUACGGAAGUAACACAGCGACUCAAAAAGCCGGGGUGCAAUACAUCUUAGACACUGUAGUAGAUUCUCUAAGGAAAAGUGAAGACAGGAG